CGCUUGGAGACUAGCUAUCAAUGUGCCUGAACCUUGAAUUUAUUUCUUUCGGGUUUCAUCUCUAGCCUACCCCAACUUGCUUGGGAAAAAAGGCUAUGUUGUUGUUGUUUGUUGUAUAUGUGCUUAUAGAAAUCUACAACGGAUACACUUUUUUCAAGUUAUCCAUAUAAAAAUCCAGACAUUUAUUAUAUACUCUGGGAUGAAUCUUUUUAAUGCCCCUUAUGUGCUUGCUGUGCUGUCUUUAUACAUUGGGAUGGAUCUUUUUAAUGCCCCUUGAGUUCUUGUUAUGCUAUUUUUAAACAGGUGGAAGAACUUUACUCUCUUGACGUGGACUCUCUUAGUGAACUGCGUAUACGGGCUAAUUUUUCUCUUCAAGUGGAUACCUGGGGAAAAGGAUGAACGGCCUGUUGUCAGAGAUCCUAAUCCAAACCUUUUCUUUGCUCAACAAGUCAUCAAUAAUGCAUGUGCUACUCAAGCUAUUCUCUCAGUUCUCAUGAAUCGCCCAGAAAUUGACAUAGGUCCAGAACUAUCUCAACUGAAGGAAUUCACAGGAGCUUUCACACCUGAUCUGAAGGGCUUAGCUAUCAGCAACAGCGAAUCUAUUCGGACAGCUCAUAACAGUUUUGCAAGGCCAGAGCCAUUCAUUUCCGAUGAGCAGAGAGCAGCGACUAAGGAUGAUGAUGUGUACCAUUUCAUAAGUUAUUUACCUUUUGAAGGUGUCCUCUAUGAGCUGGAUGGGCUGAAGGAAGGGCCUGUGAACCUUGGGCAGUGCGAUGGUUCUGAUGACCUUGAUUGGCUACGGAUGGUGCAGCCAGUUAUUCAAGAAAGGAUUGAGUGCUAUUCACAGAGUGAGAUUCGGUUCAAUCUCAUGGCAAUCAUAAAGAAUAGGAAAGAGGUGUACAGUGCUGAGCUGGAGGAACUGGAGAAGAGGAGGGAGCAAAUUUUGCAGGAGAUGAACAAUACUUCCGCCACAGAAUCCUUGAACAACUCGCUUACAGAGGUGAUAUCAGCAAUUGAGACAGUCAGCGAGAAGAUCAUCAUAGAAGAAGAGAAGUUCAAGAAGUGGAAGACGGAGAACAUCCGGAGGAAGCACAACUAUAUCCCGUUCCUGUUCAACCUGUUGAAGAUGCUCGCAGAAAAGCAGCAGCUAAAACCUCUGGUCGAGAAGGCCAAGCAGCAAAAGUCAUCAAGCGCUAGCACUAGAUGAUGGUGAAAUGUCAUAGGCCGGUAGACUGAUGUAUCAGGUGCCAAGGGUUAGAGAAAUCAUUGCUAAGGUUAUAGACCAUCUUGCUCGCUGUGGUGUGUUGUCAACUGCGCCAGUUUUGGUGAGCACGCACGUUGUGGAAACGGUCAAAUUGGUUGUUUAUUUUGUCAGUUUAUUAAUUGUUUUCUUCUGGAUUAUAGAAUGUGUGGCUGUGGAUCGUUCUGGAUUA
Messenger RNA from Panicum virgatum (switchgrass), 1433 nucleotides. RefSeq names its product ubiquitin carboxyl-terminal hydrolase 2-like. Gene Ontology annotation, cellular component: cytoplasm. Lineage: Eukaryota; Viridiplantae; Streptophyta; Magnoliopsida; Poales; Poaceae. Gene Ontology annotation, molecular function: cysteine-type deubiquitinase activity. Gene Ontology annotation, biological process: ubiquitin-dependent protein catabolic process; protein deubiquitination. The coding region runs from base 287 to 1207 and encodes 306 amino acids. The transcript has 3 exons. The record is from RefSeq and is a predicted model, not a curated record.